AUGUCCUCCCUCGUUGAAGUCGCCUCUGAGGCCGAAUUCCCUAACAUCAUCUCCUCCAUUCCCCCGUCAUGCCUACAGGUUCUCUACUUCCACGCCCCCUGGGCUGCUCCUUGCGCCCAAAUGCGCGCCGUCAUCUCCGCCCUCGCCUCCCAGUACCCCGCGACCAACCCUCCCUCCAUCGCCUUCCUCAGCGUUAACGCCGAGGAGCUCCCUGAUAUCUCGGAAGAGUACAAUGUCACCGCUGUUCCCUUCGUAGUCCUCGUCCGGGACAACAAGAUUCUCGAAACCAUUAGCGGCAGUGAAGCAAUCCAAGUGCGCGAUGCCGUUGAGCGCCACGCCGGUGCCGCUGCCGCCGCCUCUGCAGACGGUGCUCCCAAGACCGUGAUCCCCCCACCAUUGACAGCCGUGCCUCGAGAGAACGUUCCCGCCACCGCUACACAGGCGCCCGCCACGAACGGCAACGCAGCUGCCCCCGCAUUGACCCCCGAACAGUCGAAGGAGGCGCUGUUUGCGCGUCUCGCGGAGUUGGUGAAGGCUGCGCCGGUGAUGUUGUUCAUGAAGGGAUCUCCCAGUGCGCCUCAGUGUGGAUUCAGUCGGCAGAUCGUGGGCAUUCUGCGUGAGCGGAGCGUCAAGUACGGAUUCUUCAACAUCUUGGCCGAUGAGGAUGUGAGACAGGGCUUGAAGGAGUUUGCGGAUUGGCCUACCUUCCCGCAGUUGUGGGUGGAGGGUGAGUUGGUUGGUGGAUUGGAUAUUGUCAAGGAGGAACUUGAGAACGAUCCCGAAUUCCUGGACCGCUUCUCCGUUAACAAGCCCGCUGCCUAG
Molecule: messenger RNA, 822 nt
Organism: Aspergillus niger
Lineage: Eukaryota; Fungi; Ascomycota; Eurotiomycetes; Eurotiales; Aspergillaceae
Exons: 2
Coding region: 1-822 (273 amino acids)
Molecular function (GO): 2 iron, 2 sulfur cluster binding
Source: RefSeq, a predicted model, not a curated record